AUGUUGCAUCGUAGACUGCGCCUCCUGCUCUAUGUAAGCUACAGCCAGCUGCUCCUCUACGGCCUGCUGCCGGCGACACUGCACGCCAGCGACGGCAAUGUGAGGCUGAGCAAAGUGUCCGCAGGAUAUCUGAUCUACAGCAUAUGCCCGGCCCUAUUCCUGUUGCUGGAGACGCCGUUCAUGAUGGCCAGCGGCCUCUUUGGCGCCUACAUGAGAAACAAUAUUGUGCUGCAAUGGGGUCAGAUGCUGACGUUGUCCUUACGCAGUGUCGCCGUGCUCAGUUGCUAUGGCGUCGUUUGGCUGCACCGCCGACGGCUGAUUCAGCUUUACGCCGACUUCCUGCAGCGCUGGCAGGCCCAUUGGCCGACUCUGUGCCGAGUUAAUGGUGCGAAGGCCCUGGAGCGAAUGCAAUUGGAAUUGGCUGGACAAAUGCUAAGGUUGCUGUGCGUUAAUUACUCCAUGGUCUUCUUCUCGCUCCUAAUGCAGUAUCGCCUGGCCGCCAAAGCAAGUCUGCUGUAUCUGCUGUUUCGCACUGCCUCCAUGCUAAUGCUUUCGGCGGAGCGAGUCGCCUUCAUAACGUUGCUGCUGCUGCUCAAUCAUCAGUUUCGAGCUGUCCAGCUGGCACUGCAGGCGCUAAGCCGGGGCGCAGGAUCUCGCUGCUCCCAGGCAGAUCUGAGGCGCAUCGCCGACAUACACAACGACUGGCUUCGGCUGGCCAGACGCUUCUUCAGCAUCCAUGAUCUGGCCAAUGCCAGCAUCUUUGCCAACAUGUUUGCAGUUAAUGUCAACAUUCUGUACCACGCCGUCCAGUUCGGCAACAAGACCAUCAAGUCCAACUACGUGGACAUUAUCAUGGGCGAAGCACUGGUGAGCCUCAACAUAUGGAAUUCAGUUGUGGUCAUGAAUCUACUGGACACCACAUUACGCUCUUGCAACUACUCAGCUCUGCUGCUGCGUCAAUUCAACGAUCUACCUCGCCUGAGCCCCGAGUCCCAGCGAGAGCUGGAACUCUUUGCCAAUCGCCUGCGCAACAAUCGCCUGGUCUAUCGAAUCUGCAGCUGCGUGACCCUCGAUAAGCCUGCCUGCUUGAGUUACAUGUCCGCUGUGCUGACCCAUGUGAUUGUGCUGAUGCAGUUCGAUCUGAAGCGACGCCAUGAGCAAGGACUGCAGUAUGACGACUUCUUCAAAGAAUAG
This is a messenger RNA of Drosophila hydei, 1194 nucleotides long. RefSeq names its product putative gustatory receptor 58b (gene Gr58b). Gene Ontology annotation, cellular component: membrane. The record is from RefSeq and is a predicted model, not a curated record. Lineage: Eukaryota; Metazoa; Arthropoda; Insecta; Diptera; Drosophilidae. The coding region runs from base 1 to 1194 and encodes 397 amino acids. The transcript is spliced from 2 exons. Gene Ontology annotation, biological process: sensory perception of taste.